AUGACAGAGGUCCACAACUUUGGCACUGAGGCGGUCACUUGCCAUGCUUGGAACAAAAACCGUAAUGAAUUGGCUUUGUCGUCUAACAGUACCGAGGUGAAAGUUUACAAAAAGACCGGUGGGUGCUGGCAGGAGUAUGAGACAAUGACGGAACAUGGUCAGAGAGUGACCAGUAUUGACUGGGCUCCUAACAGUAACCGCAUUGUCACAUGCGGAUCGGACCGUAAUGCCUAUGUCUGGAAUUAUAACGAUGGGAAGUGGACCCCCAUCCUGGUCAUCCUGCGUAUCAACCGGUCAGCAACAGUUGUGAAGUGGUCACCAAAAGAAAAUAAAUUUGCUGUUGGCAGUGGUGCUCGGCUGAUUUCCGUGUGUUAUUUUGAGGAGGAGAAUAAUUGGUGGGUGAGCAAACACAUUAAGAAACCAAUUCGUUCUACUGUUACGUGUCUUGACUGGCAUCCUAACAAUGCAAUGUUGGCAUGUGGCUCCACUGACUUCAAAACCAGAAUUUUCUCUGGAUUUGUCAAGGAUGUGGAGGCAAAACCUUCUGGCGCCCCAUGGUGGGACGGCAAGAUGAGUUUUGGGACUUUGCUGGCUGAAUAUUCGAACGGUGGAGGUGGUUGGGUACAUGAUGUGUCUUUUUCACCGAGUGGUGACAAGUUGGCCUGGGUUGGGCAUAAUUCAAGCAUUUCUGUUGUCAAUGCUGCAACUGGGCAACAGAUGGCUGUUCUUAAAACCAACUUUCUGCCUUUUGUAUCUUGUACUUGGUUGAAUGAGUCAAGCAUUUUGGGUGUGGGCUAUGAUUGCUGCCCCCUGCUUUUCUCAUAUUCUGACCAAGGACAGUUAAUUUUUACCUGUAAUUUGGAUGUUCCUAAGGAACAAUCAAUAGGCACCCAAAGUGCCAUGCAAAGGUUUCGAGAUCUGGACAGAAUGGCUGCCAUUUCAGAUGACACAAAGAACGUCAAAACUCUGCAUCAGAACACUAUCACGCAAGUCAUUGUCUAUUCUGGGACCAAGGAGGAUUGCUCCAAAUUCUCUACUUCGGGUGUUGAUGGCAAUUUGAUUAUUUGGGACUUUAAGUCUCUGGAGAAAUCGGUUGCUGGUUUGAGAAUUUAA
Molecule: messenger RNA, 1113 nt
Organism: Acanthosepion pharaonis
Lineage: Eukaryota; Metazoa; Mollusca; Cephalopoda; Sepiida; Sepiidae
Source: the annotation of a GenBank genome assembly